CCGCCGCCGCCGGCCAAUGGGCGAGGCGGAGCGCGGCUCGCUCCCCGCCCCCCGCGCGCGGCCAGGCCAAUGGGAAGGCGCGGGGAGGGGCGCGCGGGGCUAGGCGCGCGCUGGGAGGCGCCCCACCACCAGAUGCAGGGGAGAGUCGCGCGGGCGGCGGCGGCGGGAGAGGCAGGAGCGGAGCGGAGCAGCAGCGACUGCGGGAGCCGGAGCCGCAGCAGUAGCAGCGGCAGCAGCAGCGACUGAGGGAGAAGCAGCGGGAGCCACAGCAGUAGCGGAAGCGGGAGCGACUGCGGGAGCAGCAGCGGGAGCCGCAGCAGAAGCGGCCGCGGGAGCAGCGGCGGCGCGUGGCCAUGGGGUGGCGGGCAGCGCGCCCCUCCCCGCGCUGAGGGAGCCGCGGAUUCGAGCGCAGCCGCGGGAGCCGCCUCUGCUCGUGGCAGCCUGGUGUCACCUUCCCUUCUGGCAAUGGGGAAUGGACUCUCGGACCAGACGCCGAUCCUCUCCAGCCUGCCUUCCUUCCAGAGCUUUCACAUCGUCAUCCUGGGGCUGGACUGCGCUGGGAAGACGACGGUGCUCUACAGACUGCAGUUCAAUGAGUUCGUCAACACUGUCCCCACUAAAGGAUUUAACACGGAGAAAAUCAAAGUGACUCUGGGCAACUCGAAGACGGUCACUUUCCACUUCUGGGAUGUGGGCGGCCAGGAGAAGCUGAGGCCGCUGUGGAAGUCGUACACAAGGUGCACCGAUGGCAUCGUGUUUGUGGUGGACUCCGUCGACGUUGAGAGGAUGGAGGAGGCCAAAACAGAACUACAUAAGAUUACUAGGAUAUCUGAGAAUCAAGGAGUGCCUGUCCUUAUCAUUGCUAACAAGCAGGACCUGAGGAACUCUCUCUCCCUUUCUGAAAUAGAGAAAAUGUUAGCAAUGAGCGAGCUGAGUUCUUCAACGCCCUGGCAUUUGCAGCCUACCUGUGCAAUCAUUGGAGACGGACUUAAAGAGGGACUGGAGAAACUACAUGAUAUGAUAAUUAAGCGAAGGAAAAUGUUGAGGCAGCAGAAAAAGAAGAGAUGAGUUCUUUUUUGACCUUUCUAUUUUAGAGUAGUUACAUGGUCAAAAUUUGACGUAAGACUGCUUCCAAAGCCAGGCCUGCCUGUUUGGAUGCCGUUAAGCUUAGUUACGUUGAACAAUCAGUUGCACAACCUUGCUGUUUGCAGGAAGGCUGUGCAGUUGUGGAUUUUUAUUUUUUUUUAACUAGUCUCUUCUGAGUUUUUUGGCUCUGUAUUAUUUCAGAAGCCCUAAUAGAUGAUGUAAUGCUAUCAGGAAAUGGAUGGGUGGGUAUAUGUGACAUGGAUGUCUAAAUAGCCAAAUAAAACGAGGGUUUUCUGCUUAGUGUUGUAGUCAUAUGUUUGAGGGUGCCCUCUGCAAGCAAUUUGCAUUGAAGGUGUUCUGUGUUUUUAAACUUCUAAUGCUCGUAAGUGGAGUGCUUAGGUGAACAUUAUACAGCUUUAAAAACAUGUAUGAAGCUAGUAACCCAUAAUUUCGUUGAGGCUGGCUUUUUACCUAGUUUGAGGAUUUUUAUGAAAGCUUGGCUACAUGUGUAGGUUUUUUUAAUUUGGCACUUUUGGAAAUUGAAUCACGUUCAGUUCAAACACUUGAAAUUUUAAGUGCUGUGGAUUCUUCAACUGGUAAAAGAAAGACUUUGACAAGUAAAAACUGUAAACAACACGAUGGAGCAUGAAAAAGUGAUUUCUCAACAUAUAGCAUGUUUUUUGGUAUAUAAGGUUUUUAUUUUUUAGCAGUAGCCAUUCAUCAUUAUACAGUGCUAAUCAGGUUUAAACUGUUACUCAAAAUUAGUAAUUUAUUUCUGAAUGGUGAGUUUUGUGUCCUCCUAGCAUCAAAAGUCAAUGAAUUUUAGUAAAGGAGCUAUAAAGAACAACUAUGGCUGCUGUGGUUCUAACCAGUGCAGCAUUCUUUGCCCUAUUGGUGACUUUCCUGGCAAUAUAACAUACUUACAAUGAGGUAAAGAUGGAGUUAAAAUUAGCAGAGCACAUCUUGUAUCUCCCCAAAAUAUCCCAUUUUAUUAAAGCAGUAUUGCUAUGUCACUUUCAACGUAUGCUUUUUUUGUUGUGACUCUUACAGUAUUUUGUGGUUAGGAAUGUAAUAAUGCUUUAUACACUCAAACAUUAGACACUACCAGGGGCGGGGGCGGGGGGGAGGGAAAGGGGGAAGAAGAUUUUCAAGAUGGGCCUGUGUUCUGCUUUAAUUAUGCUUUAAGCUGUUCUUGUUUACAGAGUGUGCAAACAGUGUUAACUGGGCAGGAUAGUGCUUGACAGAAAAGGGAGGGUAGUUUUUCUUACUGGUACAGAGCUUCAAGUGACUCUUUAGAUACUUGGUUAGCAAUUAAAAGGGCUAAAGCAGAGCCUGGAUUUUUAAGACUAACUUUAGUGGUGCUGUAGAAAUUCAUCAGAAUGUUAGAUUAUCUUUAAACUUUUGUUGGAAAUACCAGACUAAAAAAACAAAAAAGUAGAAACUAGCAAAAUCAAUUUCCUCCUCUCAACCAGCAAAGUAAUACAUUUUUCUUACCUGCUGCCAUGUAUCAGGAGGAUGACAGCUACAAACCGAAUGUCAAUCAAUGUAAUUUAGCUAUGUUAAAAAAAAAACAAGCUUUUUAACCAGCAGCUGUUCGACCAGGAGAUAACCAAAAAUGCACUUUAGUGUCUUCGAUAACUGAAAGUGACAGCUGUUUGUUUUUUUUAUGACAUCUUGGUCCUUUUUGAAUAAACUGAAGUAGCUUCCAGUGGAGCUUUUGUAUGUUGGUUAUAUAUGUACCUGCACUGGUGACAUUGUAAGUCACUUACUCAAGUAAUGUCUAUAUUUAUAGAAAUGUGGAUGACUUCUUAAACCUCAAUAAACAAUUGAAAACAAGCCUGCAGAGAGAAG
This is a messenger RNA of Camarhynchus parvulus, 2937 nucleotides long. It is a transcript of the gene ARL4A, whose product is annotated as ADP ribosylation factor like GTPase 4A. The coding region runs from base 466 to 1068 and encodes 200 amino acids. The record is from RefSeq and is a predicted model, not a curated record. The transcript has 2 exons. Lineage: Eukaryota; Metazoa; Chordata; Aves; Passeriformes; Thraupidae. Gene Ontology annotation, biological process: intracellular protein transport; vesicle-mediated transport. Gene Ontology annotation, cellular component: cytoplasm. Gene Ontology annotation, molecular function: GTP binding; GTPase activity.